This is a messenger RNA of Acanthaster planci (crown-of-thorns starfish), 2122 nucleotides long. RefSeq names its product retinoschisin-like. Lineage: Eukaryota; Metazoa; Echinodermata; Asteroidea; Valvatida; Acanthasteridae. The record is from RefSeq and is a predicted model, not a curated record.
UUUGAAAGAUAUGGUUGAUUUUGUUUUUAAGUCCUUAAUAUAUUGUAAUUGGAUACUGGACGAUGAACAAGGGCUAAGUAUAGCCAUACCCCUUUAACACAGACAUCGCUGUGAUGUUAGUGUUUAGUACAGUGAAACCUCGUUAAUAAGAACAUUGUUCAUAAAAGAUUGUGCUUAUAACAAAAAAAACUUUAGAUCCCAAUCCUUUUUUCUUUCAUUGUUUUUAUCCCUGAUGAUACAAGUUCCUGUUAUAGCAAGGUAAUUUGCUAAGUCCCGAUGACCUCUCACUAACGAGGUUCGAUUGUAUUGUCUUUGAUUCCUAGUACUCGUGAGUGGUGUGGAGGGCAGAGCGAGGACGUGUUACUUCGGUCCCCCACAGAAACCUGAUCCCGAUAACCCGGAUCUCUGGAUGAAGCAAGUCAUGACAGAGAUACGGGAGCAUUGCCCGGGAAAGAGGGGAUGUAGCUCAGCUGAGGAAGGACCCAAGGAGCCAGCACCCAACAUAGUCGAGUGUUCAACCCCUCAGCCACUAGGAAUGGAAGACGGAACUAUUACAGAUUCACAAAUCUCGGCGUCCAGUAGCCAGACCUAUUUCAAUGCCAGAGAAGCACGCCUCAACGUUGGUGCAUCGUGGGCAGCCAGGAGUACCGACACCAAUCCCUGGAUCGAGGUGGACCUCGGUGAGAGUAGGGUUGUAUCUGGUGUCACCACAGAAGGAUACGCUUACCAAACAAGCGUUUGCUACUGUGUGACGAAGUACAAGGUUGCGUAUCAGAAGCAGCCCUCGUCCGACCGGGUACACGUGACAGAUCUCAACGGAAACGUCACGGUAUUCCCAGGUAACACUCAGGGCGAUACCCCAGUCACUAACCUGUUUAAUGAGAGUGUGCUGGUGACGGCAGUACGCAUUGAGCCGACUGAAUGGCUUACUGUCGUUUCUCUGCGGUUGGAACUGCUUGGAUGUCCAUUUGAUUAAUUCAGCUCUAUCAUCUUAAUGCUUACAGAAUUUUUAAUGCAUGUUUUAUUUAAUUGUUGACAUAACGCCAGGAAAUAGCAAUGAGAUGGCAUUGAUAUCCAUCAAAGAUAUCGCUGUGGGUAUCUGAAUAUGAUUUGAGCGUUUCCAUAUGCUGGCAUUAAAUACGGUAAUGGUAAUUAAUGUCUUACAAAUAAAUUCGUUAUCACUUUCAAACAAACAUCUCAUCUUAAAUGACGCAAUCUAAUAACAGCCUUGCUGUAUUAAAUCUUGGCAAGAACAAAAAAAUCCAAGGAAGAAGUUGAUGCACAGAAUUAUUUUACAGUUUGCUUGUAAAUAUUUCAUAUAGUUCUUUGCACACUUUGUUGCACUUAGCAAUGGCACUUAAAUCUGCUAGGAAAACAAAAUUUCUGCUCGACAAAAAGCAAAUGACAGACCAAAAUCGUUCCAUUCUGUUGUUAGGUACAUACUACUUCACAGCUAAUUAGAAGCUUUGUCUAGUAGGUUUGUAAUCAGGUUUUUAACGCGUUUUGUACUGAACAGUUGUUCCAUUUGCACGUUACAGCUACGAAUACUUACAGUCUAUGUGAAACUAAUUAUUUCAGGCAAUCUAUUAGUAAUGUUGAAGGUUGAUUUGGAACAACAUUUUAUUGACUGCCGAAAUGAUGAUCACUGAUCUUAACAUUUGUGUUACAUGGAUAUGCAUUGAGGCACUCAUAAAAAUUGAAUGAUUUCGUUUGGAUAAAGGUAACGUUGGAUUUUCAAAUGAGGGGUACUAAGCGGUAAGUCUCAAUCAUUUAGUUUGAAUAUUUCAGCCAUUUAUCAGUUUCUUGCGAAUCACCCAUUCCAGGGCAUUAUCAGCGUUCAUUCUUUUGAGCUGGUCUGAAACACAUGUUUAACACCUGCCAAGGACAUACUUGUUCCUUUAGAAAAAAAUGACAGGCUAAAUUACUUUAUAAAGUAAAUUAGUACCUGCAGAUAAAACAUUUAUGAAUUGAAAUAAAAAUGGGAAAUGUCCUUUUUUUAUUAUUGAAAGUGUAAAUUACCGUACAAAGAUUUGUUUAAAAAGAGACGCAUAGUGAAAUAUAGAUUGCUAGAUCGGUUGGUUUGGUUUGGUUUGUUCUGACGUUUACAUGGCAUGUAAUGUCA